Drosophila ficusphila is the source of this 1436-nucleotide messenger RNA. RefSeq lists its product as uncharacterized. The record is from RefSeq and is a predicted model, not a curated record. Bases 133 to 1350 code for a protein of 405 amino acids. Lineage: Eukaryota; Metazoa; Arthropoda; Insecta; Diptera; Drosophilidae. The transcript has 6 exons.
CUACGUCUCGUCCGGCAAGUUUUUUAAGCAAGUUAAAGUUGAAUAAAAGUAUUUAAAGCUAAGAAAAAAGCAAUCAAGGACAUCAUAGCAAUAACUCCCACCGUCCUAAAAAGAAAGUAUUAAUCAAUUAAAAUGGAGGAGCUUUGCAAUAAUUCCGGACACUCGGCUACUUCUAGUAGUGGAAGUAACUCGUCAAUAUCGGCCAAAACCGCUUUGAGUGAAUGCUCUGCGGCUUGGAUUAACUACUUAAGCGCUUUAAAUAAUUUAUGUACUGCCGGAUCAAAGCUAGCGCAUUCAAUUGCUGUUUUGGAACAGUGGUCUCUUAGCGAAAAACCAUUGUUUAAUAAUUACACAACAUCCUAUUUAACUAACUCAUGGAACGAUCUCGCAAGAGCUACAACCGUGGCUACGGGAACAGUAAAAACUCAUAUGUUGGCCUUACUGCAAGACUUUGUUACCAUAUCAUCAAUGGAUCAAACUUCUAAUACCGAAUUGGAUCAAAAAAGGUUUAGAGAGCACAACGAACUAAUUGUAUUGGAAAAUGCACAAGCUGUAAUUAACAUUCAGCACCAGUUUUGUGCAGCCAGCUAUGAUGCAUUUUCAUCCUUAACCUGUUGCUUUGUUUGCCAAUCCCCAGUGGGAUUCCCACAUGAACAAGACUGCAGUGUUAUGAAACAACGCAAUCAAUAUGAUCAACGAUCCCAAACUCCAUCGCCCAAUUUAUGCGGGCCAAGUACAAAAAUGGAUUCAUCUAGGGGAAAUUCAUUAACCGACCAGCGACCAAUUUCAACAGCAAUUUCGGAAACAGCUGAUCAGCCCCGAGGUCCUUCCCCUCAGUUGAAUUUCUGCGACGCCAAUCCAAUGCAAGCUAUUUUCGAACACACACGCGGUCCCUUGCCAAACCCAGGACAAUUACUGUCCAUGAAGAUACCAUUCCACCGAAACGUCAAAUCUUCCCUAAGUUUCCCAUUGUUUCCUCUGAAUGGGCAACGUCGUUGGUCAGAAGCUGCUGCGGGAGAGGUGAUAGACGGGAUUUCUACGGAUCCUGAAAGUCAGAUGAGGAGGUGGUCAAUGCCGUGGGAGGCAGCAAAGACUGAUAGGAACACAGUAACUUGGAACCAAACUAGAAUAAUGCCAAUGAACACGUUAAAGGCUUCUAGCUACAAAAUGUCGAGUUCUGAAAGAUACACUUCUCAUAAUUCUGAUGGAAACUGGCCGUUGGCCUCAACUAGUCAAGAUGGGCUGUUAGAAGCCAUUCAACUACUGUCUAUCAGACCGACAACCGUUAGUCAGAUAAGUCCCCAGCCCUCGAUUCUAUCAACUUCUCCAGAUGGGGCUCCACUUGACUAAAUAAUACAAUUUAAAAAGAAAUAAUAUUUAAGCCAAUUUUCAAUUAAAAUACAUAUUCUCAGAUAGACGAAAAUAAAUACAUAUUU